AUGCGACUGGCAGGGCGGCAGGUCCCAGAGCCGCGCUCGCCACCUCCCCCCGGCCUGGGCAGCGCUCGCCCGGGGCGUCCAGCGGUGCCCUGUGGAGCUGCGGCCAUGGCCCCGCGGCGGGCGCGCGGCUGCCGGACCCUCGGUCUCCCGGCGCUGCUACUGCUGCUGCUGCUCCGGCCGCCGGCGACGCGGGGCAUCACGUGCCCUCCCCCCACGUCCGUGGAACACGCAGACAUCCGGGUCAAGAGCUAUAGCUUGUACUCCAGGGAGCGGUACGUUUGUAACUCUGGUUUCAAGCGUAAAGCCGGCACGUCCAGCCUGACAGAGUGCGUGUUGAACAAGGCCACCAACGUCGCCCACUGGACAACCCCCAGUCUCAAAUGCAUUAGAGACCCUGCCCUGGCUCGCCAAAGGCCGGCGCCACCCUCCACAGUAACGACGGCAGGGGUGACCCCACAGCCAGAGAGCCUCUCCCCUUCUGGAAAAGAGCCCGCAGCUUCAUCUCCCAGCCCGAACACCACAGCGGCCACAACAGCAGCUAUUGUCCCAGGCUCCCGGCUGAUGCCUUCAAAAUCACCUUCCACAGGAACCACAGAGAUAGGCAGUCAUGAGUCCUCCCAUGGCACCCCCUCUCAGACAACAGCCAAGACCUGGGAACUCACAGCAUCCGCCUCCCACCAGCCGCCAGGUGUGUAUCCACAGGGCCACAGCGACACCACUGUGGCUAUCUCCACGUCCACCGUCCUGCUGUGUGGGCUGAGCGCUAUGUCUUUCCUGGCAUGCUACAUCAAGUCAAGGCAAACUCCCCUGCCAGCCAGCGUUGAAAUGGAAGCCAUGGAGGCUCUGCCGGUGACUGGGGGGACCAGCAGCAGAGAUGAAGCCUUGGAAAACUGCUCUCACGACCUAUGAGACUCGGGGAAACCAGCCCAGCUACGUCCGGCGUGAAGGAGCCUCUCUGCUUUAGCUAAAGACGACUGAGAAGAGGUACAAGGAGGUGGGCUCCAGGAGCAAGCCCACCAGGCCUCUCAGACGUCCCAGCAGAAUCUCACAGACUGCCAGGUCAGCGCCUCCUGCACGAGGGAGCAGGUUCUCCCCAUUCCCAUGGGCAACGCCUGCCUGCCUAUCGUGCCUUGGAUCCAGGGCCCAGCUUCCCAGGAGAGACCAAAGGCUUCUGAGCAGGGUUUUUAUUUCAUUACAGUGUGAGCUGCCUGGAAUACAUGUGGUAAUGAAAUAAAAACCCUGCCCUGAAUCUUCCAUCCCGCAUCCUGACUUGCAGUUCACAGAGAAAAGUGACAUACCCGAAGCUGUCUGUCAAUCACAAGGCUUCUCCUGGCAUGGGAGAUGUCUACAGGGAAGACACCAGCAUUUGGGCUUCUAACCACCCUGUCUCCAGCUGCUCUGCACACAUGGACAGGGACCUGGGAAAGGUGGGAGAGAUGCUGAGCCCAGUGAAUCCUCUCCAUCGAAGGAUUGAGGAAGAAGAAAACUCACCUCAGCGCCAUUUUACAUAUAUAUGCAUUUAUAUUUAUACUUCCUUCUCUAUUAUAUCUAUACAUUAUAUAUGAUUUGUAUUUUGACGUUGUACCUUGUAUAAACAAAAUAAAACAUCUAUUUUCAAUAUUUUUAAAAUGCA
This is a messenger RNA of Nomascus leucogenys (northern white-cheeked gibbon), 1633 nucleotides long. It is a transcript of the gene IL15RA, whose product is annotated as interleukin 15 receptor subunit alpha. Gene Ontology annotation, biological process: interleukin-15-mediated signaling pathway. The record is from RefSeq and is a predicted model, not a curated record. Gene Ontology annotation, molecular function: interleukin-15 receptor activity. Gene Ontology annotation, cellular component: plasma membrane. NCBI's taxonomy places the organism in Eukaryota, Metazoa, Chordata, Mammalia, Primates, Hylobatidae.